UUGCUAACACAGGUUAGUCUGGCCUAUUGAACCAUCUUUUACUGCUGUGACCUUCAAAAAUGAAAGCUGUGGUUUUGCCCUGAGAAGAAGAAAAGGAGAUUUGAAAUAUGACUCAGAUUCUUCCCUGCAAAAGGCUGGGACCCUUGAAAACUAUCUACAUGGAAAAGUGAGAGAACAAGAGGACACAAGCAGAGCUGCCCAGGCACCUGUUCACCGAAGUUGAGGCUGGUCACAACUCCGGCGGCCCAAGGAGCUGCUCGGUUCACCCACAAGGAAUGAGAGCUGCCUGCCUGCUGCUGCUUGGAGAGCCCCAGACAGUCUCUUGAAGAGGUGUGUGGAUGGCUCCUAGAUCUUGACUUGCUCCUGAGGAAAUAUUGUAUGACUGAGUUUCCUGUUAUACUGCUCUCCAAUCCAUCAUGAACCAGCCAGAGUCUGCCAACGACCCUGAACCCCUGUGCGCAGUGUGUGGCCAAGCCCACUCCUUGGAGGAAAACCACUUCUACAGCUAUCCAGAGGAAGUGGAUGAUGACCUCAUCUGCCACAUCUGCCUGCAGGCUUUGCUGGACCCCCUGGACACUCCGUGUGGACACACCUACUGCACCCUCUGCCUCACCAACUUCCUGGUGGAGAAGGACUUCUGUCCCAUGGACCGCAAGCCUCUGGUUCUGCAGCACUGCAAGAAGUCCAGCAUCCUGGUCAACAAACUCCUCAACAAGCUGCUGGUGACCUGCCCAUUCAGGGAGCACUGCACCCAGGUGUUGCAGCGCUGUGACCUCGAGCAUCACUUUCAAACCAGCUGUAAAGGUGCCUCCCACUACGGCCUGACCAAAGACAGGAAGAGGCGCUCACAAGAUGGCUGUCCAGACGGCUGUGCGAGCCUCACAGCCACGGCUCCCUCCCUAGAGGUUUCUGCAGCUGCCACCAUCUCCUUAAUGACAGACGAGCCUGGCCUAGACAACCCUGCCUACGUGUCCUCGGCGGAGGACGGGCAGCCAGCAAUCAGCCCAGUGGACUCUGGCCGGAGCAACCGAACUAGGGCACGGCCCUUUGAGAGAUCCACUAUUAGAAGCAGAUCAUUUAAAAAAAUAAAUCGAGCUUUGAGUGUUCUUCGAAGGACAAAGAGCGGGAGUGCAGUUGCCAACCAUGCUGACCAGGGCAGGGAAAAUUCUGAAAACACCACUGCCCCUGAAGUCUUUCCAAGGUUGUACCACCUGAUUCCAGAUGGUGAAAUUACCAGCAUCAAGAUCAAUCGAGUAGAUCCCAGUGAAAGCCUCUCUAUUAGGCUGGUGGGAGGUAGCGAAACCCCACUGGUCCAUAUCAUUAUCCAACACAUUUAUCGUGAUGGGGUGAUCGCCAGAGACGGCCGGCUACUGCCAGGAGACAUCAUUCUAAAGGUCAACGGGAUGGACAUCAGCAAUGUCCCUCACAACUACGCUGUGCGUCUCCUGCGGCAGCCCUGCCAGGUGCUGUGGCUGACUGUGAUGCGUGAACAGAAGUUCCGCAGCAGGAACAAUGGACAGGCCCCGGAUGCCUACAGACCUCGAGAUGACAGCUUUCAUGUGAUUCUCAACAAAAGUAGCCCCGAGGAGCAGCUUGGAAUAAAACUGGUGCGCAAGGUGGAUGAGCCUGGGGUUUUCAUCUUCAAUGUGCUGGAUGGCGGUGUGGCAGAUCGACAUGGUCAGCUUGAGGAGAACGACCGCGUGUUAGCCAUCAAUGGACAUGAUCUUCGAUAUGGCAGCCCAGAAAGUGCGGCUCAUCUGAUUCAGGCCAGUGAAAGACGUGUUCACCUCGUCGUGUCCCGCCAGGUUCGGCAGCGGAGCCCUGACAUCUUUCAGGAAGCCGGCUGGAACAGCAAUGGCAGCUGGUCCCCAGGGCCAGGGGAGAGGAGCAACACUCCCAAGCCCCUUCAUCCCACAAUUACUUGUCAUGAGAAGGUGGUAAAUAUCCAAAAAGACCCCGGUGAAUCUCUCGGCAUGACCGUCGCAGGGGGAGCAUCACAUAGAGAAUGGGAUUUGCCUAUCUAUGUCAUCAGUGUUGAGCCCGGAGGAGUCAUAAGCAGAGAUGGAAGAAUAAAAACAGGUGACAUUUUGUUGAAUGUGGAUGGGGUUGAACUGACAGAGGUCAGCCGGAGUGAGGCAGUGGCAUUAUUGAAAAGAACAUCAUCCUCGAUAGUACUCAAAGCUUUGGAAGUCAAAGAGUAUGAGCCCCAGGAAGACUGCAGCAGCCCAGCAGCCCUGGACUCCAACCACAACAUGGCCCCACCCAGUGACUGGUCCCCAUCCUGGGUCAUGUGGCUGGAAUUACCACGGUGCUUGUAUAACUGUAAAGAUAUUAUAUUACGAAGAAACACAGCUGGAAGUCUGGGCUUCUGCAUUGUAGGAGGUUAUGAAGAAUACAAUGGAAACAAACCUUUUUUCAUCAAAUCCAUUGUUGAAGGAACACCAGCAUACAAUGAUGGAAGAAUUAGAUGUGGUGAUAUUCUUCUUGCUGUCAAUGGUAGAAGUACAUCAGGAAUGAUACAUGCUUGCUUGGCAAGACUGCUGAAAGAACUUAAAGGAAGAAUUACUCUAACUAUUGUUUCUUGGCCUGGCACUUUUUUAUAGAAUCAAUGAUGGGUCAGAGGAAAACAGAAAAAUCACAAAUAGGCUAAGUUGAAACACUAUAUUUAUCUUGUCGGUUUUUAUAUUUAAAGAAAGAAUACAUUGUAAAAAUGUCAGGAAAAGUAUGAUCUAAAGAAAGCCAGUUACACCUCAGAAAAUAUGAUUCCAAAAAAAUUAAUUAAAACUACUAGUUUUUUUUCAGUGUGGAGGAUUUCUCAUUACUCUACAACAUUGUUUAUAUUUUUUCUAUUCAAUAAAAAGCCCUAAAACAGCUAAAAUGAUUUGUAUACCCCACUGAAUUCAAGUUGAUUUAAAUUUAAAAUUUGGUAUAUGCUGAAGUCUGCCGAGGGUACAUUAUGGCCAUUUUUAAUUUACAGCUAAAAUAUUUUUUAAAAUGCAUUGCUGAGAAACGUUGCUUUCAUCAAACAAACAAGAAAUAAAUAUUUUUCAGAAGUUA
Molecule: messenger RNA, 3057 nt
Organism: Pan troglodytes (chimpanzee)
Lineage: Eukaryota; Metazoa; Chordata; Mammalia; Primates; Hominidae
Gene: LNX1
Product: ligand of numb-protein X 1
Exons: 13
Coding region: 417-2603 (728 amino acids)
Biological process (GO): ubiquitin-dependent protein catabolic process
Cellular component (GO): cytoplasm
Molecular function (GO): protein binding; ubiquitin-protein transferase activity; metal ion binding
Source: RefSeq, a predicted model, not a curated record